Molecule: messenger RNA, 1426 nt
Organism: Archocentrus centrarchus (flier cichlid)
Lineage: Eukaryota; Metazoa; Chordata; Actinopteri; Cichliformes; Cichlidae
Product: L-seryl-tRNA(Sec) kinase-like
Exons: 6
Coding region: 108-1166 (352 amino acids)
Molecular function (GO): kinase activity; tRNA binding
Source: RefSeq, a predicted model, not a curated record
GCGGAAGUUAGUGUUCAGUUUGGCUGAAAGCGUGUUUACAGUAUACGAACAAGCUAAGUUUUAAAGCCGCUCUCUGGUAGAAGAUUAUGGGGCUAGUCCCAUAGAACAUGGCAGCAGAGGAGGUCGGGAGUGUCUGCAGGGCUUCGGUCUGUCUGUGUGUCCUCUGCGGACUACCGGCUGCUGGGAAGUCCACUCUGGCCCGGAGAAUGGUCAGUACCGCCGCGCAGCACGGAUGGAGAGCCACAGUGGUGCCGUAUGAUAACCUAAUCCCAGAGCAAGCUUUUCGAACCAGAGUGGUGGAGGAUGCUAACCUGCAAGACAUGCACACUGAAUGGAAGUUGCACAGACAAGCAGUGUUGCACUGCAUUGAGCAGUUCUUGCAGAGGUCUGAAAUACAGUUAGAAACACCGAGCAGCUCUGGGAUCAGCAUUGCUGCAUGGGAACAAUGCAUUGGAGCACUGAUGGAGCCUGAAGAUUUGAAGGUUGACCAGACACCUCUCAUCUUUCUGCUGGAUGACAAUUUUUAUUAUCCAAGCAUGAGAUAUGAAGUUUGUCAGCUUGCAAGAAAGCAUUCGCUGGGUUUCUGCCAGGUAUACCUACAGUGUGAUUUAGAGUCGUGCAUCAGCAGAAACCAGAACAGGUCUCAGCCCGUUCCCACUGAGGUGAUACUGGAGAUGGUGAAGCGAUUGGAGUCUCCGAAUCCUCAGAAGAACUCAUGGGAGAUUAACAGCAUUACACUUAACACCACAGGAACCGUGUCCAAAUGUGACAUCCAGAGGGUGAUGGAGUUGAUCUCCGCUGCACUAAGUAACCCACUAAGCCUGGCAGAAGACAGUAAAGAACAAAAGGAAGCUGACCGUCUGAAAUGUGCCAAUAGUGUGGUCCACCAGGCUGACCAGGCCUGUCGACGCCUCAUCUCUGAAACCAUGAAGACUGCCAGAGAAAACCAGGUACCUCCUGAAUCCAUGAGGUACCUGGCUGCUGAGCUGAGUGAAUCCAAAGCAAUAUUUCUUCAUAACCUACGGAAGCGUUUCCUCCAGGAAGUGCCGUUUAUCCAAGAAGAGGAAAUCAACGUGGAACAUGUAGUGAAAAGAGCGGCUGAAAACUUUAAGCAAGACACAAAAGAAAUCGUGUUUAGAAUCAUAAAUAAUGACAAAAAAGCUUGAGUGAAUGUGUGAUGUGCUGUAUUUAAUUAAACACAAGCAAAAAUGCAUUUUUAAAUUAUUUCUCAAUUUAUGAACCAUUAUGCUACUAAGUGACACUUUUGGAAAUGUUUGUAUUUUAAUAACUUUAUUUGGUAAUUACAACUGUCAAUGAAAUUUUUUUUUUUUUUUUUAAUUAUUCCUCAAAACUGAUUUCAAAUGUGUACAUGACUUCUCUGAUAUGGUGUAAUAUGGUAAUUAAGAGUAAAUGUAUAUUUAUUAAU